AUGACGUGUGUAGACGAACAUGACUUUGGUAUGGGAUAUUUGGAGACUAUGCGAGUGGUUAGAAAUUUUGGAUCACACUGGGGAAUAGUUCCAUCAGACGCUGAGGGUGAAGAUGAGGAUGAUCAGCCAGCCGAUCAACCUGCGCCAGAGCCAAGACCGAGACGCAGGAACGUAAGAGGAAGGGGAGACCGCGGGCAGCCGACACACCCAACUGCUUCCAUGGUGGGUGCACCUUUUGGGGGUGAUAUGGCUGGUUACUUUGACCAGUUAUCGUUGAGUGUGAAUUGGAUAGGCGGCACGAUGGAAAAUGUGGUUCAACAUCCUGGGGUGGAGCAGCCGUCUCAUUUAGGGUAUCAUUACCCGAUUUGCCCACGUUGGUCGGAGUAUGGUGGUCGUGGAGGUGAUGGAGCUGUUCCAUCAGACGCUGAGGGUGAAGAUGAGGAUGAUCAGCCAGCCGAUCAACCUGCGCCAGAGCCGAGACCGAGACGCAGGAACGUAAGAGGAAGGGGAGACCGCGGGCAGCCGACACACCCAACUGCUUCCAUGGUGGGUGCACCUUUUGGGGUGAUAUGGCUGGUUACUUUGACCAGUUAUCGUUGA
Lactuca saligna is the source of this 600-nucleotide messenger RNA. NCBI's taxonomy places the organism in Eukaryota, Viridiplantae, Streptophyta, Magnoliopsida, Asterales, Asteraceae. The record is from the annotation of a GenBank genome assembly.